CCGCCUCGACCGUUGUCCCCCCUUUUCGAUUAUUCCGACGCCUAAAUUUCACCUCAAAGUCUCUAUCCAUGUGCAACCUUGAGACGGAGGGCACCAAGUACGGUUGCGGACAUUAUGUCAAGACGCGGGAUGUAAGGAAACUCGACUGUGGACGUUCUACCUGCACAUUGUCCGCUAGGCAUCCCGUUAACUGCAAGUCCCCCGAGUGCAAUCUCUAUUACGGUCCCGACCGUAAAGAAACUAUCACAUACACCACCGAAGAAUACUGUCCUCCAUGCCACUAUUGGUUCAAGACCAAACGAGGUCUACGCUGAUCUUGCCGACUACCUUUAUUCUUGACCGCUCGCCGGUCGACUGCGGUCCGCAAUGCUGUUCAAUCUUCGAAUUCGUGUUCGCCAAUAACCUCAUCAACCUUAUUGUAUCCGCCACCUACUUUGCCAGUAAUCAUCCUGCAUGAUUUAAUCCAUACAAAUGAACGGCUCACUGUAUUAUCUGUUUCCUUGCUAUCCUAGUUACUCUAUCUAUCUUGCAGUACUGCAACUGCUUAAAUUUUACACCUGUGUAUAGUUGUCGUGUAACCUAAAUUACACACCGAUUGAAUACCAUUAAACUGUACUUA
Molecule: messenger RNA, 619 nt
Organism: Marasmius oreades (fairy-ring Marasmius)
Lineage: Eukaryota; Fungi; Basidiomycota; Agaricomycetes; Agaricales; Marasmiaceae
Exons: 4
Coding region: 69-314 (81 amino acids)
Source: RefSeq, a predicted model, not a curated record